Molecule: messenger RNA, 483 nt
Organism: Hevea brasiliensis (rubber tree)
Lineage: Eukaryota; Viridiplantae; Streptophyta; Magnoliopsida; Malpighiales; Euphorbiaceae
Product: disease resistance protein RPV1-like
Exons: 1
Coding region: 1-483 (160 amino acids)
Biological process (GO): signal transduction
Source: RefSeq, a predicted model, not a curated record
AUGGCUUCCACUUCUUCAACUCCUUCCAAGUAUGAUGUUUUUAUUAGCUUUAGAGGCAAAGCUAUUCGUGAGGGUUUUCUCUCCCAUCUCUUUGAUGCAUUGCAGCGAAAACAAAUCAAUACCUUCUUGGAUGAAAACCUUCGAAAGGGAGAAGAGAUCUCACCUACUCUCUUGGAAACAAUUGAAGAUUCUUAUGUCUCAAUAGUUGUUUUCUCUCAAAAUUAUGCAGAUUCUCCAUGGUGCUUGAAUGAGCUUGUGAAGAUACUCGAAUGCAAGGAAACUUUAGGACAAGUAGUCUUACCAAAUUUUUACCAUGUAUAUCCAACUGACGUUCAAAACCUCACAGGGAAUUUUGGGGAGGCAUUUGCUUUUGCUAAGCAUAGAGAAGAACUCAAAGGCUAUUUAGACAAGGUGGAUAAAUGGCUCCAUGCUUUGACGGAAAUAAGCAAUUUAUCAGGAUGGGAUUCACGGAACAUCAAGUAA